UAUAAAUAACUUCCUAAAUAUAUAUCUAAGCUCACUUUCCUUAGCUAAUUACUAACCAAUUUAUUUUUCCACUUGAUUAAUUCCAGAUCGAGGACGCCAUGUUGAUGUUCGAUAAGCAGACCAAUCGGCACAGAGGUUUUGGCUUCGUUACAUUUCAAAGCGAAGAUGUGGUAGACAAAGUUUGCGAAAUUCAUUUCCACGAGAUAAACAACAAAAUGGUCGAGUGCAAGAAGGCGCAGCCGAAGGAGGUAAUGCUGCCGGCCAACCUGGCCAAGACACGGGCUGCCGGGCGCUCCGCAUACGAUAACAUCAUGUGGGGACUGGGGACAUUGCCCGAAGGUUUUCCGGCAGCUGCUUAUGCAGCUUAUGCCGCCGGUCGCGGCUAUUCGGGCUAUCCCAGCUUUGGACUGCCCUAUCCAACUGUUGAUCUAAGCAACGGGCAGCUGACACCCAACAACAAUACCCCGCUGCUGACCCAGGCGCUGUCAGUGAUGAACAACUAUCAGGCGGCUGCUGCGGCUGCCCACAGCUUUGGUCCUUCGGCUUCCCCGCAUGCCGCCGCCGCCACCACGGCCACCCGGCAGGGAUUCCCCUCGACCAAUUCGCCCGGCCCGACCAUCGACAUGUACAGCUCGGCGGCCGCCGAUAAUGUGGGCUAUGUGCAGGCCACCAGUCCGCAGCCAUCCGGCUUCCCCAUCGCCGUCAGCCGCGCCCCAUUGAACUACAGCCCGGGACCACUAAUUCCUGCGGCAUUUACAAAUGGAUACCAUUAAAAGGUGGCGCCGACAACCGCAAUGACAACAACAACAACAACAACAACAGCAGCAGCA
Molecule: messenger RNA, 830 nt
Organism: Drosophila serrata
Lineage: Eukaryota; Metazoa; Arthropoda; Insecta; Diptera; Drosophilidae
Gene: Rbp6
Product: RNA-binding protein 6
Biological process (GO): regulation of translation
Cellular component (GO): cytoplasm
Molecular function (GO): mRNA binding
Source: RefSeq, a predicted model, not a curated record